Penicillium antarcticum is the source of this 1035-nucleotide messenger RNA. RefSeq lists its product as uncharacterized. The record is from RefSeq and is a predicted model, not a curated record. The transcript has 2 exons. NCBI's taxonomy places the organism in Eukaryota, Fungi, Ascomycota, Eurotiomycetes, Eurotiales, Aspergillaceae. Gene Ontology annotation, cellular component: nucleus. The coding region runs from base 1 to 1035 and encodes 344 amino acids. Gene Ontology annotation, biological process: mitotic sister chromatid segregation; kinetochore assembly.
AUGGAAAUCUCCGACCAAACCGUGCAGAAGAUCGAGAGAUUCGCAGUGAACGGCCAAGUAGCUGAGCGCGAGUUUGCACGCGAGCCUCUGAGUGACACUUCCUUACAUGCCUACACAAGACGGCUGGACACAACCCUGAAAGCUCUUCAAGAGCAAGUCAAACGCCAGGAAAACGAUCUGAACAAGCUACGCGAGCUCAAUUCCACUGAACUCCCCGAACCGGGGACUGAUACAUGGGCUCGCAUUUCGCAAGCCCGACGGGCCAAAAAAGCAUACGAAUCGGUCCUCAAGUCUGACCAUGAGCUUCCAGCAACAGACUCAGUGUUGCCCUCGCUUCUCGCGCUGGAAGAAACAGCGCGGCUCAUCAAGGACAAUAAGACUUCAGUCAAGAUGACGGCCGAACAGCUAUCCACAGAUCGAGAUCGUCUCCGAGUAGAAGACGCCAAUCUCCGCGAUUCUCAAGCAAUCGCUAGUGGGCUCCGAGAGCGCAUUCAGAUCAUCCGCAAUGCGCACGCAAGGAAAAGCGACCAGACUCCGUCCCAGGUUGCGCGUGAGCAGGUUGUCCAGCAGAAGAGUCAGAAUAAAGAGCUUGACCGUACGUCUGCGCGUCUGAAGGUUGACCUGGAUAAGUUUAUAGAUGAUACCCUUGCUCCGAUGCUUGCUGCUGAGGAUUUGGGUGGACCGACUGUUGGUGAUGAGCUUGAGGUGUCGGAUGCUACGCUCAAGGCUGGGUAUACGGCGCAUGGCAAGCCUAAGAAACAGAAGCAGCCUGUUGAGGAGGAUGGAUCGCAAAAGCGGAUUGAUCAGUUCCUGCAACGCAAUGGAGAUGAGACGUCUCGGAAUAAGAGGGAAGCUGCCGCGAAGGAAAUUCAUCAGCUUCUUGAUGAUUUAUUGGAAGCCAAUGCUUCAUAUAUCAAUCUCAAGCGUGACUCGGCAUCUUCGAGGUUCCUUGUUAGAGCCAAGGUUGCUCAGUUCCACCCUCGAGAUGCACGACGACUUCGAUUGAUUGAUUUUGGUCGCUCGCUAGGAAACUGA